Messenger RNA from Schistocerca gregaria, 876 nucleotides. RefSeq lists its product as uncharacterized. The record is from RefSeq and is a predicted model, not a curated record. The coding region runs from base 1 to 876 and encodes 291 amino acids. Lineage: Eukaryota; Metazoa; Arthropoda; Insecta; Orthoptera; Acrididae. The transcript is spliced from 5 exons.
AUGCCGCCCCCGCAGGAAGGCGCCCUCCGCAGCCAGCCGCUGGCCGUGCGACUCGACGCCGCCGUCGCCGCCCGCAGCAGGCUGAGCGCGCGCGCGCACCCCACCGCCACCCUGCCCGCGCUGCCGCGCCGCGUCGCCAUGGAGACGACGACCCUGGGGCGGCGCCAAGCGGCGGCGGCGCGAAGCUCGUCGCUGCAGCACGGCUCGGGCUCCGGCGGCGGCGGCACAGCCGCCGCAGCAGCAGUGUCAGCGUCCGGCCAGAGCAACCGCCUCAGGAGACAGCGCAGCUACGAAUGGCGCGAGCGCCAGUACAGCACCUCGGAGGACGAGACCGCGCCGGGCGUGUUGGUGGGCGCCGGGCCGCGCACUAGCUCGUGCAGCCUGACAGGCACCGCGGGCGCCGGCGGACGCUCUUCUGCCGGCAGCAAGCACGGACACCACCACAGCGCGAACGUGAACGUGAACGUCGGCGUCGGCGGCCACCACAGCGCCAGCGCGCACCACCAGCGGCUCAGCCCCACGCCCGCAGCAGUCUACGCUGCCGGCCUAGCGUCGCUGCUCGCCGGCUACUCCAGCGCGGAGCGCUCCUCGCUGUCGGGCGUCGCCUCGUACCGCGGCACGGGCUCGGGCUCGGACACCGAGGAGGCGACCACAACCGACAACCCGACGACGCCGUUCCCGACGCCGCCGCCCACGUGCGCGUCGCCGCCGUCGUCGUCGGCCAUGCUGCCGCACCACCAGCAGCGCCAGGCUUCGCCGUACCCGCUCGAGUCGACCAACGCGUCGUGCAGCCCCGGAGGCAGCCCCCGGAUGCCCGCCUCUUCCGCCGUGGGGCCGCCAGGCCGCAGCAGCAGCGGCUCACUAACACAGUAUUAA